Molecule: messenger RNA, 2073 nt
Organism: Zea mays
Lineage: Eukaryota; Viridiplantae; Streptophyta; Magnoliopsida; Poales; Poaceae
Product: cytochrome P450 709B1
Exons: 2
Coding region: 176-1762 (528 amino acids)
Molecular function (GO): heme binding; monooxygenase activity; iron ion binding
Source: RefSeq, a predicted model, not a curated record
AACCUCACCUUCAAGCGUCAAGUAGCAAAACUACAGCUUUCCUUCACCCCCAGCAAGAAAACCGAGCGAUCUAGCAGACUACCACAGAAGAUUUCCUACUCGGCCGCACGUGCAGACCCUGAUCUGACUGAGAGAGGCAGGCAGCAGCUCGAUCGGCAGUAACCGUGAGCGAGCCAUGGGACUGGCCUGGAUGGUGACGGCGGCCGUCGCGGCGGUGCUGGCGUCGUGGGCGUUCAACGCGCUGGUUCACCUCGUCUGGCGUCCCUACGCCAUCACCCGGAGGCUCCGCGCGCAGGGCGUGCGCGGGCCGCCCUACACGUUCUUCACCGGGAGCCUCGGCGAGAUCAAGCGGCUCCGCGCCAAGGGCGCCACCGUCACGCUGGACGUCGACGACCACGACUUCAUCCCCAUGGUGCAGCCCCAUCUGCGCAAAUGGAUCGCGCUCUACGGGCGGACGUUCGUGUACUGGACCGGCGCGAGGCCGAACGUGUGCGUGGCGGACGUGAACGUGGUCAGGCAGGUGCUCUUCGACCGCACCGGCCUCUACCCCAAGAACCUCAUGAACCCGCACAUCUCCCGCCUGCUCGGCAAGGGCCUCGUCCUCACCGACGGCAACGACUGGAAGCGCCACCGCAAGGUCGUGCACCCGGCCUUCAACAUGGACAAGCUCAAGCUGAUGACGGCGACCAUGUCCGACUGCGCUCGCUCGAUGAUCUCCGAGUGGGACGCACAGCUGCAGAAGGAGGAGAGCGGGCGCGACGGUCACGGCCACGGCCACGUGGAGGAAGAGCUGAGCAGCCGCUUCGAGGAGCUCACCGCCGACGUCAUCUCGCACACCGCGUUCGGGAGCAGCUACAGCGAGGGGAAGCGGGUCUUCCUGGCGCAGAGGAAGCUGCAGCACAUCGCCUUCUCCACCAUUUUCAACGUCCAGAUCCCAGCUCUCAAGUACCUCCCGACCGAGAAGAAUCUCAGGACACGGAAGCUGGACAGGCAGGUGAGGGCCAUGCUAAUGGACAUCAUCGAGGCCCGCCUCGCCAGCAAGGACACCGCCGGCGGCUACGGGAACGACCUGCUCGGGCUCAUGCUGGAGGCGUGCGCGCCGCCACCGGAGCACCAUGGCGAGAUGGCGCCGACCACGCUGAGCAUGGACGAGAUCGUCGACGAGUGCAAGACCUUCUUCUUCGCCGGCCACGACACCACGUCGCACCUGCUCACCUGGGCCUCCUUCCUGCUGAGCACGCACCCGGAGUGGCAGCACAGGCUACGGGACGAGGUCCGGCGGGAGUGCGGCGACGACGAGGUCCCCACCGGCGACGCCCUCAACAGGCUGAAGCUUGUCAACAUGUUCCUCCUGGAGACCCUGAGGCUGUACGGCCCGGUGUCCCUGAUCCAGAGGAAGGCGGGCUCAGAUCUCGACCUCGGCGGCAUCCGGGUACCCGAGGGCGCGAUCCUGACCAUUCCGAUCGCCACGAUCCACCGCGACAAGGAGGUCUGGGGCGAGGACGCCGGCGAGUUCAGGCCGGAGAGGUUCGAGAACGGGGUGACGAGGGCGGCCAAGCACCCCAACGCGCUGCUGUCCUUCUCCAGCGGGCCAAGGUCGUGCAUCGGUCAGAACUUCGCAAUGAUCGAGGCAAAGGCCGUGGUCGCCAUGAUCCUGCAGAGGUUUGCACUCGAGCUGUCCCCGAAAUACGUCCACGCGCCCAUGGACUUGAUCACCCUGCGCCCAAGGCAUGGGCUCCCCAUGCUCCUCAAGCGACUGUAGGUUUCAUUCGAUCAUGGUGCGCGUCAGAUAGAUGUGAAAUUAAUAGGAGUUUUGUAUUUGUUGCUUAUAUAUUUCCGUUUAUUUUUGCUACUUAUAUGUACCCACAUAAUGUAUGUCAAUAGGACUUUUGUAUUUGUUGCUUAUAUAUUUCCAUUUAUUUUUGCUACUUAUAUGUACCCCACAUAAUGUAUAUAUGUCCCAGUUUUUUUUUUAUUUUGGUGCCUCGUAAAUUCCACCUCCCCCUGUAUGUACAUGUUUAGCUAAAUUAUUGCUUGGAAUCUUGGAUCGAACAAUCUUAGUUUAGUUCUUCC